This is a messenger RNA of Anopheles funestus (African malaria mosquito), 3627 nucleotides long. RefSeq names its product putative phosphatidate phosphatase. NCBI's taxonomy places the organism in Eukaryota, Metazoa, Arthropoda, Insecta, Diptera, Culicidae. Gene Ontology annotation, biological process: phospholipid metabolic process; signal transduction; phospholipid dephosphorylation. The transcript has 6 exons. Gene Ontology annotation, molecular function: phosphatidate phosphatase activity. The record is from RefSeq and is a predicted model, not a curated record. Bases 1829 to 2770 code for a protein of 313 amino acids.
CGUGAAGUCUAGCGGUAAACACGUGUGCACGCGCUCGCAAACCAUUCAAAAAAGACGACCAACCGCGAUCCUUUAAAACCCAAGAGGACUCGAGUGUUUUCAUACCGUGUUUGUUUCGGUCAGUUCUCUGCAAAAGAACUUAGUGCUGAUUUGAUAGAUUGCUCGAUCGAACUGAUCGAUCACCAGUUGCGGAAAUCAAACCGUGGACGGUGGUGUGUUUUUAUUUUGAUUUCGUCCACAAUCUAUCAGUGCCGCUUGUUGUGUGUGCGUGUGAUUUUAGUUCAAAAUUCGACGCAAACGACGCGAAGUAGCGAAGGCAAUCGUGGGCAAGUCUAGGGGCCGGUUACGAGCUAUAGAUUACACAGCCGUGAUUAAACGUAAUUUAAACUCAUUUUAUGGUCAUCAUAUACGUAUGCUCUAGCAGUGUAUAGAAACUGCGCAAUCUUGAAACCAAACCGGAAAGGAAUUAGGAAAAUAAAGUAAAACAAAAAACAACAGUCCCUAUUUUUUCGAUAGUUUAAACUCCAAGAGCCGUAGAUGGAAGAUUGUCUAAGUGAACCCAAACUAAUCCAAGUACCGUGGUACGAUCUCGUAAAACAACCAAAUCAUUCAAGUCAAGGCAACACAACGGACCGCAGCAACAGAUAAGUUAUUUCGGCGCCUUAAAUUGGAACCCCGGGAAACAUUUUGUUAAUUAAUUAAUACCAACGCUGGAGCGCGUUGUUCUAAUCGACAAUUGGGGCAAAAGCCGGCAAAGUGGAUCACUGCGAGUGAAAGAGAGAGAGCGGUAAAAAAAAAAACGGUCCCCCCAAAAAACGGUGCAACGGUGCUGGCAAGUGGUCAUAAAGACGCAACGAAACAACAAAAUCAUGCUGCAACGAUUUAAAUUGAUUUGAAUGCUGCUAGUGAGACACCACCACACCAGACACAAGUGGUGGCAUGGAGAAAUGGAUUGUAUUUAAUGCCUAAUUUCCGUUAAUCUUACAAUUGCUGCAAACGGCUAAUAUACUUAGCCUUUGCGAACCAUACCAACCAAUUGGUUGUUCCGGUAUGCGAAUUGUUUAUUACGGCUGGAAUCACUUUUGACAAUUGUGACAGUGGACGAGUGGCCUAGUGCGCGCGCCUGACGGAUUUCGCUGCUAGUGCGGUGCAGUUGCGGUAGCUAGUGAGUGUGAGUGAGCUUAUUUUGUGCGCUCAGUAUCAUUCCCCCUUCUGGCGGGCAAUCAAAACAUAACCGUGGAAUGAACGUUUAUUGGCACAAUCACAACAGUUGCCCUGUGCGUUUCACAGCCUCCCGUCAACAGUGAGACGCGUUGGAAAGUUGACAACUGUCAAUUUUAAGUGAAAUCCGUCGUCAUCCCCCAUUCGUAGUGAAUGGUGCCAGGUAGUAAUGCUAUAGUGUUUGAAAAGUGUAUACAAUUGUUGCCAAAAGGGAAGUGUUUGAUUGUGCAGGAUCGUUGUCACUGCAAAAGGUGUGCUUAGAGCGUCGUAUAUCUAAUGCAACCUCAAAAAAGACAACAUGGCAUGAUAACGAAAAUGUCAAAACAGUAGUUGAGUUAUUGCUUUGUUAUCUACAUAGUAGGCUGCAGAAUCUGUAAGAAAGAGAAGAAGGGUGUGUGUGUGCACGUGAUGAACACACUGAUGCGUAUCUGCACAAACUGUCAAACGGUGUCGUCCUGUCUAAGUGAAGCCACUUAUACUAAGCAUUUUAAGAAGAGGCAAUGUGGUUAAAUAAAAUCAACAUAAAGUGAAUGUAAAAUACAAAAACAGUGAAUUCUAACACAUCAUUCAAGUGAAAUCCUGAUUUUGCAUCUUGUGCUACCCGAAAAUGGCGGACGUCGAAUCGCAGAAGAUAUGCGUCAAAGCAAAGUCCAAGAUCACGUUUCCUGUUGCCGUUGACGGGUUGAUAUUGGUGCUAGUCGCCUGUUUUCUGAUACUGACCGAACUGGGUCUGCUGCCACAAGUGGUAAAACGCGGCUUCUACUGCAACGAUCAAUCGAUUCAGCAUAAGUACAAAGGCGAUACGAUAACGACCGUCACCAUACUGCUUAGCGGUCUCGUACCCAUCGUGCUGAUAUGGCUGACGGAAGCAGUCUUCUAUUCGCCAUCGAUCAGUCUGAGCAAAACCGAAACCGAGUCACGGUGCCGUGGUUCGUGGCGGGAAGCCUGGUACUGGUCGAAGAAGUAUGGACGCGGGCUUGUCACCAUGCUAGUUAUCAUCGGUACCAUAAAGAUUUUCUUGGGUGAAUUACGACCGCAUUUUAUGAACACCUGUCAGCCGGACGUGGAAUGCAGAGGCACCGAAUACGUCAGCUCGUACACAUGCACCAACAUUGAGGAAAGUUUGUACUUCGUGCGUGAUGCUAGCAAAUCCUUCCCAUCGGGCCAUUCCGCCAUGUCCGUGUUUGAGGCAAUCUUUCUCAUCUGGUAUCUGGAGAAGCGAGUACCUCGGCUACGGACAGUAUUCACCAUACCGCUGUUCCAGAUGGUUCUCAUGUGCUGGGCCGUAUUUUGUUCAUUAUCGCGCAUUACCGACCAUCGUCAUCAUUGGUGGGACGUACUAGCUGGUACAGUGGCGGGUUGUGCUGCAGCCUUUAUGACGUGCCUGUUCGGAUGUCACAACUUUGACACGACCAAACGGAAACGGAAGAGUUCCCUGUACACCGAUCACGAUCACAAGCUGAUCAAUACUGGCAGCGGAAAUGCAGCUACCAUCGGUACACCGUUGCACAAGGAAGAGAUCAACCUGAACAACGUGAUCCAUGCCUGACCGCCGCGCAAUUGGAGGAGGGCCGCCUUGGGCAAGGAGGGAGCCAUAAUUCCCGCAGCCCGUAUUCCACAGAAACAGUAUUUUGCGCUAUGUAUUGUAUGACGAUUCGUUGCGUUGUCACAUAUGGGAACAUGUUGUUGUCUGUUCCCUGCAGAAUUUAGCCCACUUUUACGCACCAUUGCUAUGGGAAGGUUAGAAGUAAUAUGGGAGCUUUCCAACACCAGGAUCAAGUUUGGAGAAUUCAUACGUCUCGUAUCAUAAAGGUAGAGAACAUUCGCACCCUUUGCUCCUUUGCCGGGCGUCGACGGUAUUGUGAUAUUAUUCAAUAAGUCAGAAACGUAUAUACACCCAAAAACCCACACUCCCGAAAGUCAGCUUAAAAGAAAUAGUCACAAAAAGGGAUUAUAUCUCACAAAACCUUAAACUACCCUUCAAUAGUCGCGUACGGAGUAAUACAUUCAAAUCCGAAACAUGUGCCAAACCGAAAGUCAAUCUGUCGAAGGACAAUAUAAAUGCAAUAGAAUAAAUUAGAUAAAUGAUUAAAUUUUGCAAACAAAUGUAAUAGUGUAACGUAAUACUAAAACACAUACAGAUAGAUUUUGAAAGUCAACUUUUACUAAGAAAGUUUAAAAAAAUAAUAGUCACUAUAAAUCAUACUGGGGGAAGAGGGAGCACGAUGGGCAAGAGGUUUGAUUAUUUUAUUUUAUAAACUUUAAUAAGAGAACUUUAAUAUGUAUUUGUAUUAUUUAUAAACAUUCAGAUGAAACAAACGAGCAUCAAGAACCUUAUCUGUUUCGUUAAUGGAAUUGUAGAAAUAAAUCAGAAAGCUUCAGAUGUUAACAAACAUUUUUAUGAAA